Molecule: messenger RNA, 1272 nt
Organism: Benincasa hispida (wax gourd)
Lineage: Eukaryota; Viridiplantae; Streptophyta; Magnoliopsida; Cucurbitales; Cucurbitaceae
Product: GDSL esterase/lipase At2g42990-like
Molecular function (GO): hydrolase activity, acting on ester bonds
Source: RefSeq, a predicted model, not a curated record
ACCUCUCUCUCUCUAAAUUUAUAUCAAAAUUUAACCCUCCAAUUCAUCUUUAUCACUCUCAAUAUAUAUCUUCCAUUUUCUUUCCCAAAGAACAGUUUUUUUUUCCUCCCAUAAUAUUAAUAAUAAUGGGGGGUUUCUUGUUCUAUGUUAACCAAUUAUUAUUAUUGUUCAUGUUUAUAAUAAUUUUGAGAUUGGGAUUCAAAGUUGAAGUUGAAGCUAAAAUUCCAGCCAUCAUUGUGUUUGGAGAUUCAUCUGUCGAUUCAGGUAAUAACAAUGUGAUUAAAACAUUGUUGAAAAGUAAUUUUAGGCCUUAUGGACGUGAUUUCCUCGCCGGACAACCCACCGGAAGAUUCUCUAACGGCAAAGUUCCGCCGGAUUUUAUUUCUGAAGCUUUUGGUUUGAAACCAACCAUUCCGGCUUACUUAGAUCCAGCUUUUACUAUUGCCGAUUUCGCCACCGGAGUUUGCUUCGCCUCCGCCGGUACUGGCUUCGAUAACGCCACCUCCGACGUCCUAAAUGUGAUACCACUAUGGAAGGAAGUGGAGCUUUACAAGGAGUAUCAAAUGAAACUAAGAGGGUAUCUUGGGAAUGAGAAAGCAAAUGAAGUGAUAAGAGAAGCAUUAUAUUUAGUAAGUUUAGGAACAAACGAUUUCUUAGAGAAUUACUACACAAUUCCUCGAAGGAGACUUCAAUUUAGCAUUCAACAAUUUGAAGAUUUCCUUUUGGAAUUGGCAAGAAACUUCAUCAAAGAAAUUUACAGUGUUGGAGUUAGAAAAAUUUCAUUCACAGGACUCCCUCCAAUGGGCUGUUUGCCACUUGAAAGAGCAACAAAUGUUAUGGCUAAUUUUGAUUGUGUUGACAAAUACAAUCUUGUGGCUUUGGAAUUCAACAACAAAUUGGAAGCUUUUGUUUGGGAUUUGAAUACACAGCUCCCUGGUCUUACUAUGGUCUUCUCAAAUCCUUAUCCUAUAUUUUAUCAAAUCAUCACCAACCCUUACUCAUUUGGGUAUGAGGUGGCUGGAAAGGCAUGCUGUGGAACAGGGACAUUUGAGAUGAGUUAUUUGUGCAAUCAAGAAAAUUCAUUAACUUGUCCAGAUGCAAGUAAAUAUGUGUUUUGGGAUGCCUUUCAUCCCACACAAAAGACCAACCAAAUUAUUGUCAACCAUUUGCUUCCAUCUCUUCUUUCCACUUUUAAUUAAUUUACUUCUUUUCAUUUAUAAACAAACAACAUUAAAAAUUUUCUAUUUCAAUAACAUUAUUUUUUAUUGCUCA